GGGCCCUUCUUAUUAGUGUCAACUGUCAGAGAAAAAAAAAUUAAAAACGCCUACUAUUUACCUACAUUGCAGAUUCCUGUGAUAAUAAUAACAAUAAUAAUCUUUUGCGAAUUUUUUCAAAUUAUUUCUAGUUUAAAUUUUUACAAAUCGUUACUACUAGUAAUAUAAAUUAGUCGCGGCAACGUUGUAAAUCGGUCGCGGCGGCUCGAUCGGUAACCGACGGGCGUGUCCAAAAAGGACGGUUUUUCUGUUCUUUCGAUUCUCGUCGUUUAUUUUUUGACAUUUCGCAGGCCGCGGUCGACCAAACACACGAGACGAGCGCGACGAGAGAGCGAACCCCAAAAAUUAAAAGCCCCAAAACCGGUCCGCGAUUACAAAAACCGUUUUAAUUAUUUGAAAAAUAAACGCGAUAAUAGUUAAGUGCGUCCAAUGAAUACUUACCCACUGAGGUGACGUACAAACAAACAAAAUAAACCAGACAAAAGACCUAAAAAUUUAAGUUUAAAGUCGGGUGGUUAUUCUCGAACCAUGGCCGACACGGAAACCAAGGAUCGUUACGAUCCCGAACUAAAAUAUUUGUGUGUGGACAGGAACAAUUACAACGAUCCGGCGACUCAGGCCGAAUGGACUCAGAAAAGGCUGGUGUGGGUGCCACACGAGAAUCAGGGCUUCGUCGCCGCCUCGAUCAAGGGCGAAAAAGGGGACGAGGUCGAGGUCGAGCUGCAAGAAACUGGAAAACGGACCACUGUGGCUCGGGACGAUAUCCAGAAAAUGAAUCCGCCCAAGUUCGAUAAGGUCGAGGAUAUGGCCGAGUUGACUUGUCUCAACGAGGCCUGUGUCCUGCACAAUUUAAAGGACCGAUACUAUUCCGGACUUAUUUAUACAUACUCUGGACUGUUUUGUGUGGUAGUAAACCCUUACAAAAAGCUGCCGAUUUACACCGAAAAAAUAAUGGAACGUUACAAAGGCAUAAAAAGACACGAAGUGCCACCCCAUGUUUUUGCCAUUACCGACACUGCUUACCGAUCAAUGUUACAAGAACGUGAAGACCAAUCGAUUCUUUGUACUGGUGAAUCGGGUGCAGGAAAAACUGAAAACACGAAAAAAGUCAUUCAGUAUUUGGCUUAUGUCGCAGCCUCAAAAUCACCAAAAGGAGCUGGAGCGCAAAAAGAUCUUAUCGGAGGUUUAGAACAGCAGCUAUUGCAAGCCAACCCCAUCCUAGAAGCCUUCGGUAAUGCAAAAACCAUCAAAAACGACAAUUCGUCAAGAUUUGGUAAAUUUAUUCGUAUCAAUUUCGACGCUUCCGGAUACAUCGCUGGUGCCAACAUAGAAACUUACCUCUUGGAGAAAUCACGUGCCAUACGUCAAGCCAAACUGGAGCGUACUUUUCACAUAUUUUAUCAGCUUCUAGCUGGCGCUUCGGAUUCACAAAAAAAGGAAUUCAUUCUCGAAGACCCCCGUUCCUACAACUUCCUCCGCGACGACAACCACAUAGUGCCCGGCGUAGAUGACGCCUUAGAGUUUCAAGCCACUGUAAAAAGCAUGAACAUUAUGGGCAUGACCAACGAGGAUUUCAGUGCCAUUUUCCGUGUAGUCUCCGCUGUCAUGCUGUUUGGCAAAAUGCAAUUCAAACAGGACCGUAACUCAGACCAAGCCACCCUACCUGAUAACACUGUAGCCCAGAAAAUUGCUCAUUUAUUAGGAUUGUCGGUUACUGAUAUGACGAGGGCUUUUUUGAAGCCUCGCAUUAAAGUUGGUAGAGAUUUUGUGACUAAAAGUCAAACUAAGGAGCAAGUUGAAUUUGCAGUUGAAGCUGUUUCUAAGGCUUGUUAUGAGAGGAUGUUUAAGUGGUUGGUUAAUAGGAUUAAUAGGUCUUUAGGCAGGACUAAGAGGCAAGGGGCUAGCUUCAUUGGUAUUCUUGAUAUAGCUGGUUUUGAAAUAUUUGAUUUGAAUUCUUUUGAGCAACUAUGUAUUAAUUAUACUAAUGAAAAGUUGCAGCAACUCUUUAACCAUACAAUGUUUAUUUUGGAACAAGAAGAAUACCAACGUGAGGGGAUUGAAUGGAAAUUUAUUGAUUUUGGCUUGGAUUUGCAACCUACAAUUGAUUUAAUUGAUAAACCUAUGGGUAUUAUGGCCUUAUUAGAUGAAGAAUGUCUUUUUCCCAAAGCAACAGAUAAAACUUUUGUGGAAAAACUAGUAACAGCUCACUCAGUGCAUCCUAAAUUCAAAAAAAGCGAUUUUCGUGGAAUUGCUGAUUUUUCAAUAAUCCAUUACGCUGGCAAAGUGGAUUAUUGCGGCAACCAAUGGCUAAUGAAAAAUAUGGAUCCGCAAAACGAAAACGUAGUUUCUUUGUUGCAAGCCUCUCAAGACCCAUUUGUGGUUCAUAUUUGGAAAGAUGCUGAAACUAUUGGUAGAGCUAAGGGUAUGUUUAGAACAGUUUCCUAUUUAUACAAAGAGCAACUAGGCAAUUUGAUGGUUACUUUGAGGAAUACUAAUCCUAAUUUUGUGCGUUGUAUAAUUCCGAAUCAUGAAAAACGAGCUGGCAAAAUUGAUGCUCCUUUAGUUUUGGAUCAGUUGAGGUGCAAUGGGGUUUUGGAAGGUAUUCGUAUUUGCAGGCAAGGUUUUCCUAAUAGAAUACCGUUCCAAGAGUUUAGGCAACGGUAUGAGUUAUUGACACCCAAUGUAAUUAAUAAAGGCUUUAUGGAUGGCAAAAAGGCAUGUGAAACUAUGAUUAAAAGCCUAGAUUUGGAUUCUAAUUUGUUCCGUAUAGGGCAAAGCAAGAUAUUUUUCCGCGCUGGUGUGUUGGCACAUUUAGAAGAGGAACGUGACUACAAAAUAACUGAUUUGAUUGUCAAUUUCCAAGCAUUUUGCAGGGGAUUUUUGUCCAGACGUAAUUAUCAAAAACGUGUCCAGCAAUUGAAUGCCAUACGUAUUAUUCAACGCAAUUGCUCUGCGUAUUUGAAGCUGAGAAACUGGCAAUGGUGGCGUUUAUAUACCAAAGUGAAACCGCUUUUGGAAGUUACUAAGCAAGAGGAAAAGUUAAUGCAAAAGGAAGAUGAGCUAAAACAAGUCAAAGACAAGUUGGAGCAUCAUGUUAAAGCAGUGCAAGAAUUUGAAUCAAAAUAUCAAAAAGCCCAAGAGGAAAAGGCGGUGCUUCAAGAACAACUACAAGCUGAAGUGGAAUUGUGCGCAGAAGCUGAAGAAAUGCGUGCUAGAUUGACUGCGCGCAAACAAGAACUUGAAGACAUUUUACAUGAUCUUGAAGCCAGAAUUGAAGAAGAAGAAGAACGUGCUAGUACUUUGACUGUUGAAAAAAAGAAACUUCAAACAACUAUUUCAGAUUUGGAGGAGCAAUUAGAAGAAGAGGAAGGGGCCAGGCAAAAACUUCAACUAGAAAAAGUCCAAUGUGAUGCUAAAAUAAAAAAACUAGAAGAAGAUUUAGCAUUGUCUGAUGAUACUAAUCAAAAAUUGUUAAAGGAAAAGAAGAUUUUGGAGGAACGUAGUAAUGAUUUGAGUCAGGCUUUAGCAGAAGAGGAAGAGAAGGCUAAACAUUUGUCUAAAUUGAAGACGAAACAUGAAGCUACAAUAGCAGAACUUGAAGAACGUUUAUUGAAAGAUCAUCAGCAAAGACAAGAAUCUGAUAGAACUAAACGUAAAGUGGAAACUGAAGUAAAUGAUUUGAAAGAGCAGGUGCAAGAGCGCCGCACCCAAAUCGAAGAACUGCAACUUCAGUUGGGCAAACGCGAAGAAGAACUGGCCCAAGCCAUGGUAAAAGUUGACGAAGAAGCUGCGCAAAAAGCCCAAUCGCAAAAAGCCCUACGAGAACUAGAAAGCCAGUUAACUGAGCUGCAAGAAGACUUGGAAGCUGAAAAAGCUGCCAGAACUAAAGCUGAAAAAAUGAAGCGUGACUUAAACGAAGAAUUAGAAGCCCUUAAAAAUGAGCUACUAGAUUCUUUGGAUACUACAGCUGCCCAACAAGAGCUACGUUCUAAGAGAGAACAAGAACUUGCUACUUUAAAGAAAAGCUUGGAAGAUGAAACAGCUUUACAUGAAGCCACCCAAGCUGAAAUGAGACACAAACACUCACAAGAAUUGGGCUCCAUUAAUGAACAAAUGGAAAACAUUAAAAAGUUAAAAGUAGGCCUGGAAAAGGCCAAACAAGCUUUGGAAGCUGAAAAUGCUGACCUAACUAGUGAGUUGAGAAACGUAGGUGCAAGCAGACAAGAAGGCGAAAGACGCCGCAAACAAGCCGAAAGCCAAUUGGCUGAAAUAACUGCUAAACUAGCUGAAGUUGAGCGUUCAAGAAUCGAGCUACAAGAAAAAACUGUAAAACUGCAACAAGAAGUUGAAAACGUUGUAUCACAACUGGAACAAUCCGAGCUAAAAGCUUCAGCUGCAAUGAAAAACCAAGCUACAAUAGAAUCGCAAUUUUCCGAAGCCCAAGCUGCUUUGGAAGAAGAAACAAGACAAAAACUAGCCUUAAGCUCCAAGCUUAGACAAUUAGAAUCAGACAAGGAGGCCUUGCAAGAGCAACUAGAAGAAGAAGAAGAAGCUAAAAAUAAUAUGGUCAAACACCUAGCAGGCCUAAUGCUGCAACUAGCCGAAAGCAAAAAGAAAGCAGAAGACGAAGCCGAACAAGCGGCCAUUUUAGAAGAAAGCAAAAAAAAACUAGCAAAAGACUUAGAGCUUCUACAAAGACAAGUAGAAGAGCUUACUGCAGCCAAUGACAAACUAGAAAGAAGCAAAAAGAAAAUCGCAGCUGAACUAGAAGAUGCCAACAUUGACUUGGAAACGCAACGUCAAAAGGUGGCCGAAUUGGAAAAAAAACAAAAAAAUUUCGAUAAAGUCUUAGCCGAAGAAAAAGCUGUAAGUGAACAAUUGACUCUAGAAAAAGAAGCCGUCGAAAAAGAAGCUAGAGACAAGGAAACCUUAGUCUUAUCUCUUAAGCGUGAAUUAGAUGAUUCAAAUGUAAAAAUUGACGAGCUAGAAAGAGUAAGGCGACAAUUACAAGGUGAACUAGACGAAUUGGUCAACAAUCAAGGCACUGCCGAUAAAAACGUGCACGAACUAGAAAAAGCCAAACGCUCUUUGGAAUCUCAACUAGCCGAAUUAAAGGCUCAAAACGAAGAACUAGAAGACGAACUUCAAUUAACCGAAGACGCAAAAUUACGUUUAGAAGUAAACAUGCAAGCCUUAAGAGCCCAAUUUGAACGCGACAUUCAAGCUAAAGAAGAACAAGCAGAAGAAAAACGCAGAGGAAUUGUCAAGCAAUUGAGAGAUUUAGAAGCAGAACUCGAUGAGGAAAGAAAACAACGAGCUGCUGCAGUAAGUGCUAGAAAAAAACUAGAAGGUGACAUUAAAGAAUUAGAAAGUCAAAUAGAGCUUCAAUGUAAAGUAAAAGAAGAUGCUUUGAAGCAACUGAAAAAAUCCCAACAGCAAUGCAAAGAAGCAAUCCGAGACGCUGAAGAAGCUCGUGCAGCUAGAGACGAACUAGCUGCCACUAGCAAAGAAGCCGAACGCAAAGUAAAAACCUUAGAAGCUGAAGUUUUACAAAUGACAGAAGACUUGUCUAGUUCCGAACGCACUAGGCGUGCAGCUGAAGCAGAACGCGACGAACUUCAAGAAGAAAUCAACUCGAGCAACAACAAAGGGUCUUUAUUAAUAGACGAAAAACGUCGUCUUGAAGCCAGAAUCGCCACUCUAGAAGAGGAACUAGAAGAAGAGCAAAGCACCAAUGAAAUGCUCCAAGACCGUGCUAGAAAAGCCCAGCUAAGCAUCGACCAACUCACAACUGAUUUAUCUAGUGAACGUUCGGCCAGUCAAAAGUUGGAAUCGAAUCGGUUGCUGUUAGAAAGACAAAACAAGGAAUUAAAAGCGAAAUUGAGUGAGUUGGAAGUGGCGCAAAGGACUAAGACUAAGGCCACAAUAGCGGCGUUGGAAAGUAAAAUUGCCAAUUUGGAAGAACAAUUGGAGGUUGAAGCUAAAGAACGUCUGGCGCAGCAAAAGGGCAACAGGAAAUUGGAUAAGAGGAUUAAGGAAUUGGUGAUGCAGCUCGAAGACGAACGUAGGCAUGCCGAUCAGUAUAAGGAACAGGUCGAAAAAGGUAACACAAGAGUCAAAGCCCUAAAACGCCAACUAGACGAAGCCGAAGAAGAAGUGACAAGAGAAAAGGCCCAGAAACGCAAGGCGCAACGAGAAUGCGAAGACAUGAUCGAAUCGCACGAAAGUAUGACGCGGGAAAUAAACAAUUUGAAAAGCAAAUUGAGGAGAGGAGCCGGUAUGGGUUUGUCCUCGUCUCGUCUCAGUUCCACCAAGCGGGGUUCCAUACAAACCAGCGGAAACGGUUCCGGAGACGAUUCGACCACUCAAGACGAAGCCAUGGACGGUGACGAGGGACCCAACUAAAAAGCAUUUACCUAACGCUUAAAAUAAUUAACAAUUAAUAAGCUUCAAUCAUUUUUGUGUAUAUAUAUUAUUUUACGUUGUCUAGUACUUAGCCAAGUGUUUUACAAUAAUUUUUUAUACUUAUUGUAAAACACAUUAAAACAUCUUAUUUUUUAAUUAUUAUUAAUUAUUAUUAUUAUUAUUAUUGGCGCUUUUAUUUAUAUUUGUAUUAUUUUAUAUAUUUCAACAAGUAUUCUAUUUUAUUGUUACAAUUUUUCAAUUAUUUCAUUGAGGUCUAAAUUAUAUCAAAUACAUAAUACUUACACUAACAAUAAUUAAAUUUAGGCAUUUUUGAUACACAUUUUUGUAGAGAUAAUCUAUAUACAUACAUAUAUAUUUUUCUUUUUUUUUUUUUGUAAAAAUUAAGGCCAUCGAGUUUUUGUAUUAUAAAACGUGAACUUAUUGCAUUUUUGUAUAUAAACUUUAUACUUAUUAUGGGAUCAGGGGGCUCACUUAUUAUACAAUAAUAAUUCAUUAACGAGUUCAAUUAAAAUAAAAAAACUUGUACGAA
Molecule: messenger RNA, 6955 nt
Organism: Ceutorhynchus assimilis (cabbage seed weevil)
Lineage: Eukaryota; Metazoa; Arthropoda; Insecta; Coleoptera; Curculionidae
Source: the annotation of a GenBank genome assembly